AUGAGACGCCACAGUCUCCUCAUUUUGGUUUCCUGCUGUCUUCUGUGUGUCCACACUCAUGGGGAAGCUCAGCAGCAGGGAGAACCCCCCAUUGUGGAGAGUGCAGCUCACUUAUCGGCUCACGGACGGCUCGAUAAAAACAUGGUCCAGGAUAAAGACCAUAUUAUGGAGCAUUUGGACGGUGUGAUUGACAAACCAGAGAAAGACAUGUCCCCUCAGGAGCUUCAGCUUCACUACUUUAAGAUGCACGAUUACGAUGGCAACGACUUGUUAGAUGGGCUGGAGUUAGCUACAGCCAUCACUCAUGUCCACAGAGAGGAAAGCGGAGCGGACACCCAGGCAAUGCGUGAGGAAGAUUUAAUCAAGCUCAUUGAUGAUGUUUUAAGGGAUGACGACAAGAACAAUGACGGUUACAUUGACUACGCAGAGUUUGCCAAAUCACUGGAAUAA
Nerophis lumbriciformis (worm pipefish) is the source of this 450-nucleotide messenger RNA. NCBI's taxonomy places the organism in Eukaryota, Metazoa, Chordata, Actinopteri, Syngnathiformes, Syngnathidae. The record is from RefSeq and is a predicted model, not a curated record.